Gongylonema pulchrum is the source of this 264-nucleotide messenger RNA. The record is from the annotation of a GenBank genome assembly. NCBI's taxonomy places the organism in Eukaryota, Metazoa, Nematoda, Chromadorea, Rhabditida, Gongylonematidae.
AUGGAUAACUUACAACGCGCAUGUAGGAUGCAUGAAGACGAAGACGAACAGGAGAAUUUGAAGAAGCCGGAAGACGAAGAUGACCAGGAGAAGUUGAAGAAGCAGAGACUUUGCUGGUGGCGUGACCUCUCUGAAAUUCAAUUGUUCAUGUUCGGUAGAAGAAUUGCAGCUCUUGAUGCAAGCCCUGUAUUUUGUGAAUGCAGCGAUGUUUCUUGUUGUAUGUUGUGUAUCGUUGAAAUACUGCAAAGUGUAGCGCUUUUGUGA